Messenger RNA from Brassica napus (rape), 2123 nucleotides. RefSeq names its product probable E3 ubiquitin protein ligase DRIPH. The coding region runs from base 462 to 1811 and encodes 449 amino acids. Gene Ontology annotation, molecular function: ubiquitin-protein transferase activity. The transcript is spliced from 7 exons. The record is from RefSeq and is a predicted model, not a curated record. NCBI's taxonomy places the organism in Eukaryota, Viridiplantae, Streptophyta, Magnoliopsida, Brassicales, Brassicaceae.
AUUUUUAAUUCCCUAAAAAUAUACAAAGUAAUUUUCUGUUUUAUUUACUGUUGAAUAAAACAUGCGUUACACAAGUUUCCCAUUCCGAUUAAGAAUUAAAUGUUUGUUUAUUUCUCUUUAUGGCCCUCCAAAUCAAUCUUUUUCACUUUCAGCUCUCUAAGUUUGUAAAACUUUCAAAUCCAACCCCUUUCUCGUAAAAAAAAUUACAUAUUAAGCAAAUUAACCUCCAACAAUCAAAACCCUCACUUAUUAUUACAGAGAUUUCGUUUUCCCCGGAGCGAACGAGCGAGAGGAGAACCAAAAGUUUCAAACUUUCACGUCUCUGUUUCUGCGAAAUCAACGAUAAAGCUUCAAACUUUAUCGUCAGGCCGUUUGGUUUCUUCGUCGUAGUACAUGCACCAUGCUGCUUUACGUGAACCCAUAAAGAAAAGAAAAGAGAAUCUUUUGUAUCCGAGAUUCAUAUGGUAAUGGAGAAGAAGAUGACUGUUUUGAAGGCGAAGAGGCAGGACAUGAAGGCAUGCUUCUCUUGUCCUAUCUGUAACAAUCUCUACGACCGUGCCACCACCAUCUCCGAGUGCCUCCACACAUUUUGCAAGAGAUGCAUAGAAGACAAGUUGGUAGUAGAGAAUCUGAAAGCUUGUCCUGUCUGCAAUGUUGAUCUUGGUGUUGCUCCUCUUGAUAAACUCAGGUCGGAUAACAUGUGGGAUGAGUUGAGGCUAAAGGUCUUCAAACAAAAGCCAAAAAGCGUAAAGGCAGCAGCAGCAGCCAUUGAGACUGCUUCAGCAUCUUUGACAUACUCCAGAAAGAAGAAGACGGCUACUUCACCUAGAGCAUCAACCUCACCUGAACCAACUCCUGAUGGUGCGUUGGAAAGUGAGAAGCUUGAGGAGGAAAUGGAAGCGGUUUCUCUGAACCAGACCUCGUGCGCACUAGUUUCGAAUUUUAGGAGGCGUGUGAGGAAAAACCUGGCGCCUAAAAGGAAUGAGAACCCAUUGGAACCGCAGCAGCUUCAUGUGGAAAGCGACAAUGGUUUUGAGAUUGUUCUCAACUUUGAACAAGACAAUGGUUUGGCUGGAGCAUUGACAUCUAAUGGAUGCGUACAAAAGGUUCCAGUUUCAUCUGAUGAUCUUGGCAAGUCCUUGAGUAAUAGUAAGGAGAGUAACGGUAGCGCACUGAAUGUUGAGACUGUGAUAACUCCAAAUGGCAAUACAGAGGAAGUCACUGGUGAAGCAAAUGAAAACAAUGUUCUGGUAAGCUCUGAAAACGUUCCAAAGGAAGUCUCUGGUGAGAAACCGAAGAGCAAUGGUGUAGAGAAGCAAGAAAAUGUCUCUACUAUCUCAGCAGGUAAGAAGGGGAAAGGAAAAGCAUAUGCUCAGCGGGUUUUGAGACCGCGAAAGCAGGGGAAUAUGAGUUCAGAUGGUGCAUCAGAAGCAGCCGUUUCUAAAGAAGCAGAAGACAAAGUUGAAGGAAGUAACAAGAAAGUUUGGCUUUCACUAAUAGCUGCAGCGAAUCAGAACACAGAGAGGCCACUACUGCCACAAAUCUCCAAUGCCUACAUACGAACAGAUGGAAACUUAACUGUCUCAUAUGUCAAGAAGUAUCUAGCGAAUAAGCUUGGUCUCCAAAGCGAAGACCAAGUGGAGAUAUGGCUAAGGCAAGAGCCUGUGUGUUCGACGCAUAAGCUGCAUAACUUGGUGGAUUGGUGGGUCCAGUCUACUCCAGUUGCUGAGAGAAAAAGCGCCAUGGUUGGGAGCUCCGGUGCUGAGUUUGUCAUGGUUCUACACUACAGUGGCUCUCACCUCUGUGAAUAGCUCUUCUUCUAACAUCCAUCAUCAAAUCAUUUUUCUUCUUUCUUAAAAACUCUUUCUUGUGAAAGAAGAAACCAUGAAUAAAAAAACUGCCUAGGGUUUAAAUUUUAUUUAGUUAUUUGCUGAGAAUAAAUAUGGGAACCUUUUUGCUUUGAGGUUGAGAAAACGGUAUGUUUUUUUGGUGAUGAGGCUCUUUGUAGUCUGUUUUCCUUCAAAUGCAAUAAAGAUGCGCCGAUUUUGUUCCUUAUUUGGUUUAGUUAACACAUGAUUCCAUUGACUGGGUCAGGUUUUACUUUACAUUUCUUAUUAUUAUAC